This is a messenger RNA of Malania oleifera, 1702 nucleotides long. Its product is annotated as E3 ubiquitin-protein ligase SIRP1-like. The record is from RefSeq and is a predicted model, not a curated record. Lineage: Eukaryota; Viridiplantae; Streptophyta; Magnoliopsida; Santalales; Ximeniaceae. The coding region runs from base 451 to 1542 and encodes 363 amino acids. Gene Ontology annotation, molecular function: ubiquitin protein ligase activity. Gene Ontology annotation, cellular component: cytoplasm. The transcript has 2 exons. Gene Ontology annotation, biological process: protein ubiquitination.
CGCGUUUGCCCUCUCUCUCUCUCUCUCUCUCUCAUUCAUUUCUGGUAUUGGAAUUGUUUUGUAGUUACUCCAUCCUCUUUCCUUUUCCCCUUGGAAUCCCAUAUAUUCAUUACAAAUCGAAACGACACGCCUCCCCUUUUGUGGUUGCAUUCUCUCUCUUUCUGGGUAAAAUUCUCUUUCCUUUUUGAAGUUUAGAUCUCUUCAGUUGUUUGUUUGUUUUUCGGUUUUUUUUUUAAUUUGAAAAAAUUCAUUAAUUAAUUAAUAAAAUUCGAAUUUUGUGUUUGUAUUUUCUUCCCAUUAAUUAUUGCAAUUGUGUGAUAUAUAAUCUUCUAAUGUUGAUUUGCGAUGACGACGACGCAUCCGGAUUUUUCUGUUGUGUCUGAUUUUGGGUUUUUAGAUACUCGGUGGUGAUUUGUGGCUGCGGUGGCUUUGUUUCAAUCGUCUUGAGAGAUGGAGGAAGCUGUGGGUGGGAGGUAUUGGUGUCACAUGUGCUCUCAGGUGGUGAACCCUAUUAUGGAAGUUGAGAUCAAAUGCCCCUUCUGUCGAAAUGGAUUUGUGGAGGAACUAAACAGCAGCACAAGGGAUAAUCAUCCUCAUGAUAAUGAUACUCACCCUGAUUUAGGCUCAGAUCGAGCCCUCUCCCUCUGGGCUCCAAUCUUGUUGGGCAUUAUGGGUGGUCCCCGUCGCCGUCAAAGAUUGAUACAUGGAUUAGAAGAUGAUGAGGAUGAGAAUGAUGGUGAUGAGGGACAGCACAGGGGAAGGGGAGAGACAGAACUUGAUCGGGAGCUCGACUCGAUCAUCCGGAGGCGGAGAAGAAGCUCUGCUACCAUUCUUCAAUUGCUUCAAGGCAUUCGAGCUGGAAUGCCAUCCGAAUUGGAGAAUCUCGAGGGCAAUAGAGACAGAGAACGCUUCAUUCUAAUUAAUCCCUCCAAUCAAACUAUCAUUGUUCAAGGUUCCUAUGAUUCAAAUCAAGCCCAAAAUCCUAAUCAGAGCCGAGUUGGAUCCCUCGGGGACUAUUUCAUUGGCCCUGGAUUAGAUUUGUUACUGCAACAUCUGGCAGAGAAUGAUCCAAACAGAUAUGGCACUCCACCAGCACGAAAAAAGGCAGUGGAAGCAAUGCCCACUGUGACGGUGGAGGAGCAUGUGCAAUGCUCAGUGUGUUUGGAUGAUUUUGAGAUCGGGGCAGAGGCAAGGGAAAUGCCCUGCAAGCAUAAAUUCCACAGUGGGUGUAUUCUGCCAUGGCUGGAGCUUCAUAGUUCUUGUCCUGUUUGCAGAUUUCUGAUGCCUGCUGAGGAAUCCAAGUUGGAUUCCUCCGAUAGUAAUGGUAACAGCAGGGGGGAGAGGAACAGCAACAGUCAUAGUGGUGGUGGUGGUGAAGGGCAAGAGAAUGGGGAUGUGAGGAACGGAAAUGGGAGAAGAUUUUCAAUCCUGUGGCCAUUUAAUGGGUUGUUUUCCUCAGGUGGUGGUGGGAAUUCUUCCUCUGUCGGUUCUUCAUCAUCAUCAAAUUUUCGUGGAGGUGCUUCUCGCACAAAUGAGAGUUGAAUUUUAAUGAGUUCAUUCGGGUAUUUUUUUUCUCUUCUUUGUUGUUUGGAUGUCAAUGCCUUGCUUAUGUAAAUAGUGUUUGACUAAAUCUAAAUCUGGGAAGUUGCAUGUUCCAUAUUUAUUUUACUUGAUCUGAAUUUAAAAACUACAAAUUUCCAUC